Molecule: messenger RNA, 2349 nt
Organism: Megalopta genalis
Lineage: Eukaryota; Metazoa; Arthropoda; Insecta; Hymenoptera; Halictidae
Gene: usp
Product: retinoid X receptor ultraspiracle
Biological process (GO): regulation of DNA-templated transcription
Cellular component (GO): nucleus
Molecular function (GO): sequence-specific DNA binding; nuclear steroid receptor activity; zinc ion binding
Source: RefSeq, a predicted model, not a curated record
ACACACACACACACUCUCACACUCUCUGUUUCAUUUCUCUUUCUCACUCGUUCCUAUUCCGUUUAGUUGAUUCGUUCUCCCUCGCUCCCGGGUGUCUUCGCGUUCGUCCGCCGAGAUUUAUUCGCGUCGCGGAUCAUUCGAUCGUGUCCGAGUGUGCUGGCCGCGUGUUUCGCCAUCGUCGUGCACGUGUGCUAUGUUCACCGAGAAAAACGUGAUCGACCCCACGUCCCGUUCGCAGUUCCGAUCGCCGUGGAUCUCGAAUCCGGAUCGGCGAAACUUGGUGCGCGCAGUCGGCGAUAGAGAAAUAGUGCAGCGUCAAGGAGACCAAUGCAGUGGCUCUUCCCCGGUGUCAAGAUCCACAAGUGACGCAAGUUCGGACAUGAACUUCGGCUGAUUUCGUCUACGAUCCGAUCACAAUUUCGCUCCGCUUCCUCCGCCGUGCAGAUACGCACUUGUGCCGCUGUGUGUUACCACCGACGACUAUCUUUGAAAACGUAGUGCACUCGCGCAGACAGUGUUCGAGCCCCCUAGGCUCCGUAGAAAGUCGCUGCGUUCGUUCCAUCGAGGUUCGAGCACGGCAUAGAGAAGUCGAUGAGACUGAAAGUGAAGCUGGUCUCGAGUGACUCGAAUCGCGGCCCUCAAAAUUUGUUCGAAGUGCAGUGAUGAACACCACGGCGACGCGACUCCGCUGAUUCUAUUAAUUCCGGGAACUGCUGCAGCGCCCACAGUUGCAGAGACGUUGGUGCAUUCGGAGAGAAAUCAGGAAUCAACGAAACGACCAAAGAGAGGCGCAGUGAACGAUACCAAAUCGAUACCAAAAGGUGCGUAGAAGAGACCCGGAAAGCCGACCGGUCGUUCGUUUUCCAUUUUCGAAAUGACGCGACGAGAGUGUCGCUCGCGGUCCGCUUGAACGUGCGUGUGCUACCCGUUUGUGAACGGUUCGCGCUGCCAGAGGAGUAAAAGUGACGAGCGAACAGAGAAAUAUCAAGACUGCCAGGAUGAUGAAGAAGGAGAAGCCGAUGAUGUCGGUUACCGCCAUCAUCCAGGGGACUCAGGCCCAGCACUGGUCGCGAGGCAACACUUGGUUGAGUCUGGACAACAGCAACAUGUCCAUGUCGUCGGUGGGCCCGCAGAGUCCUCUCGACAUGAAGCCGGACACAGCUAGCCUGACCAACGCAGGCAAUUUCAGUCCUUCCGGGCCCAAUAGCCCAGGAUCCUUCAACGCUGGUUGUCACAGCAACCUUCUGAGCACGUCGCCGAGUGGUCAGAACAAGGCAGUCGCACCCUAUCCGCCGAACCACCCUCUCUCCGGCAGCAAGCACCUGUGCUCGAUUUGCGGUGAUCGCGCCAGCGGGAAGCACUAUGGCGUCUACAGCUGCGAGGGUUGCAAGGGGUUCUUCAAGAGGACCGUGCGCAAGGACUUGUCGUACGCGUGCCGGGAGGAGAAAUCCUGCAUCAUCGACAAGAGGCAGCGGAAUCGGUGUCAGUACUGCAGAUAUCAGAAAUGCUUGGCGAUGGGGAUGAAGAGGGAAGCGGUACAGGAGGAACGUCAGCGUACCAAGGAACGGGAUCAGAGCGAGGUGGAGAGCACGAGCAGCUCCCAAUCCGACAUGCCUAUCGAGCGUAUCCUGGAGGCUGAGAAACGAGUCGAGUGCAAGAUGGAAUCGCAAGAAAACUACGAGAAUGCAGUGUCGCGCAUCUGCGACAAUCAGCUGUUCCAGCUGGUAGCGUGGGCGAAACACAUCCCGAAUUUUACGUCGUUGCCACUGGAGGAUCAGGUGUUGCUGCUGAGGGCCGGGUGGAACGAGCUGUUGAUCGCCUCUUUCUCCCACCGGUCUAUCGAAGUGAAGGAUGACGGUAUCGUGUUGGCCACGGGAAUCACCGUCUACCGAGACUCGGCGCACCAGGCUGGCGUGGGCACGAUAUUCGACCGAGUCCUAUCCGAGCUUGUGUCGAAAAUGCGCGACAUGAAGAUGGACAGGACUGAACUUGGCUGUCUCAGGGCUAUUAUUCUCUUCAACCCCGAGGUACGAGGGCUGAAGUCGAUACAAGAAGUGUCAAAGCUGCGAGAGAAAAUCUACGCGACCCUGGAGGGUUACUGUCGCAUGGCCUGGCCCGAAGACCCAGGCCGAUUCGCAAAAUUGUUGCUACGCUUGCCAGCGAUCCGAUCGAUCGGUCUGAAGUGCCUGGAGCACUUGUUCUUCUUCAAGAUCCACGUGCCGAUCGACGAGUUCCUCGUGGAGAUGCUGGAGUCACCGACAGACCCUUAGGAGCAGAAGGUGUGCCGCGUGUUGGGGCACACCGACCUUUGAGAGAACAAGAAACUAUAAAUAUAUACAUAUAUAUAUA